Molecule: messenger RNA, 8967 nt
Organism: Anopheles arabiensis
Lineage: Eukaryota; Metazoa; Arthropoda; Insecta; Diptera; Culicidae
Gene: Hs3st-A
Product: heparan sulfate glucosamine 3-O-sulfotransferase 5
Exons: 8
Coding region: 2433-3602 (389 amino acids)
Molecular function (GO): [heparan sulfate]-glucosamine 3-sulfotransferase activity
Source: RefSeq, a predicted model, not a curated record
GUGUGCUCGUGUGCUCGUGUGUGAAACGUGCCUCACAGUGAGGAGUGAGACGAAACGGGGGAGGUGGGAAGAGGGGGAGGAGUGAAAACCAAGCAAGCAAGCAAACAAAGGCUGACCCAAGGGCUCAGAAAACGUCAAAACACGGCGACGCGUCACCGCGGCAAACAAGAGCCUGCUUCGAUUGCUGCUGUUGGAGCAAAACGCAACAAUCCGCGGCACUGAAGAUGUGCGAACGACGAGGAGGGUGGUAGUGCGUGCAUGACGACGUGUGCCCUGUGUGUGUGUGUGUGACUGUGUGUUACAUAAAAAACGUAGUAGGCAGUGGCAAUGUGCUCCCACGUUCGGGCCUUCGUUGGGGCGGCGGAAGGCCUACCAGAGCCGUGCCCAGCAGCGUGUGCGUGAAUGGCCGUCGCCGUUUUCUUUCUUGUACGGAUUUUCACCAGUGAAAAGUGAUUGAAGUCAGUCGGCCCCAUAAAGAGGUGGCCGCGUGCAAACGAAGCCUCCCUUGCGUCGCCAAACACUGAACGAGUGACAAAUGGUGUCCAGUUGUGCGGGUCGGUGUGUUGCUACCUGAAAGGUGACCGUGUUUUUUCACCCCUCUAUGGUAUUCCAUCCUUCUUUCUAAACACAAGAGUGGCCAGGCAGAAGAAAAGUGAAGGGGUAGAAGCGCCCAAAAGCAUCCCUUAAAGCGCUUUUGCGGAAAGAAAUCGACCAGCCCGCGGCGCCCCAGCAGUGAGCGUGUGUGCGGGAGAGAGAGAGCGAGCGUAGUGCGCGCGUAUGUUGCACGAGAGCUGUGGGUGAGCAGAAAUCCUUGUUUCCCCUUGCCCUCCACUGUAAAGCCCCAGUUCCACUUGCCAGGCUGGUCGUGAUUCCCCCUGCUUCCGUGGAAACAUCUUCCUUCCGCGGCGGACAUCAUCGCUGGCGCUGGCAGCCGUUUUCUGUGGCUGUGGAGGUCGCACAAAAGUCGUCCCCGUUCCGGACGUGUUGAAUUGAGCGUCUCGCUCGUGUGUGUAUGUGUGUGUUUCCGCUUUCCGUGUCCAGAGUGUGUGGGUGUGUGAGAGUGAUUUUUGUUGUUGUUGUUGUUCCGGAAGGGCCCUUUUUCUUGCCCGUCCUUCGAGGCAACUCUUUAAAGCGAAACCAACUUGACGCGCAGCACAACCAAUACCAUUGCCAAGGAAAGGUACGCCGUUGACCGUGAACCCACACACGCGUUAGGGUGGUGGUGGUGGUGAGCAGUGUUGGUGAAACGGUGACAAUUCGCUGGUGAAAGGCAGCCUGUCAUCGGAACAGGUCAAUCAAGCGCGGCAAGAAAGGAGGGCUGCCGAGUGAUACGAUGGUGAGAUUAGCUCGCACAGAGAAGAGUUUUCGCGGAGAUUAAUGCUUAGCGUUGGAAAAAUCUAUGACAAAAUGCUUUUUCUGUUUAAACAAUAUCGCGAGAAGUGUGCUUUCUUACCCCUUUUUAUGGUGUGCCGUACAUCAAAAUAGUGUACAGAUAGCGGUUUAAGCAUAAAUCAACGAAACAUAUCAUGUCGCCGUCAAGCGAGCACCUUUCCAGCAUCAUUUUGUGCACCGAGCGAAAGGAAUCGUCCGUUAGAAUAAGAUCAAGAAAGCCAAAAUGAGCAUCAAAUAGCACCAGCCGACGAUGGCGAUGGAAUUAAAGCCCCCUAACAAGCAUUACAAGGGCUUUUAAAAGAACAAACCGAAGGUAGCUUAACCUUCAACGAUACAUAUCAUGUAAAAGUCUGAGAAUGAAGUGAAGGGUAGUGUGCGCAUCAUCCGCAACAAAUGCAUAUCAGCAAAUUGCCUCGUGGAUACCACAGUAAACUGUACACUAUAGCGUCGGUAGUGAGCAAAUCCGUUUUUUGAUAAGUAAAUAGUGUACACCCCAAACAAAAAGAAAGCUUUACAAAAUAUUAGUGUAAGUGAACGGUUAUAUGAGAGCAUGAAAGUAAAGUUCGUAGUAAAUCAAAGAUCUCAUACAUAUCAUAAUCAAAGUGAGCGUGAAGCGUUGAAGUGAAAAAAACGAUACCAGUUAAGCGUUUAUACUCGUUAAACCACCCUGUGCGUAUGCAAUUUGCACAGCAAAAGGUGUUACUGUGCCACAGGAUUUAGUUGCGAUACGUGCUUGAAAACCGGACGGCACACGCGGUGAAGCCCCGACACCAACAGCUGAACUACAGCAAACCCGGGGAACAAUUUUGGAGUCCUUCCUGCCAGCCAGCACACCCACCAACCCCGGGCAAACCAAACGAACAUCCCCUCCCACCCCGGGUCAUCCGGGUAGCGGUAUCGCGCGAUGCCGCUGCACCUCAUGCAUCACGACGGCAGCAGAUGGCACUGUCGGAAACGGAAAUAAUAGAAGAUCGAUUUUGCUGUCACCGGGCGGCACCGUCGGGUCGGUGCCGUCGCCGUUCGCACCAUCGCCCGCACCGAUGCCCACGAAACGGCGCGGCGACCAAUUGAGGGAUUGUUCCGUCACCUUACCAUUGGAUAUUCUAUGGUUACCCAAAGCGGCUAUGAGGCCCUUCGGGCCAGAUUCUUCACACUCCGACUGCGUCCUCGUGGUAGGCGUAUCGAGGCCUAAGCUGGCAGCGCUCUUUCUCUCGGUGAUGCUGCUGUCGCUCUUUCUCACGUUUCACAUCCUGUACGACAGUGCGGUGUACAGCAUACAGGCGGCCACUGCAAUUUCGGAGAACAAAAUUUCCAUCCUAACAAAUCACAUACCCAAUCCACCGGUGAUCAAUCAACCCGUCGUGUUUCCGAACCGAAUACACUUUCCCAAAACUAGCCGUAGGUUACCACAAUGUUUAAUAAUCGGAGUGAGAAAGUGUGGCACACGCGCCCUGCUCGAGAUGCUGUACUUGCAUCCAAGGAUACAGAAGGCCGCCGGCGAGGUGCAUUUUUUCGAUCGCGACGAAAACUACCUGAGGGGGCUCGAGUGGUACCGGAAGAAGAUGCCACACUCCUUCCGUGGCCAGAUAACGAUCGAGAAGAGCCCCAGCUAUUUCGUGACACCCGAGGUUCCGGAGCGGGUCCGAGCGAUGAAUGCGUCCAUCAAGCUGCUGCUAAUUGUAAGGGAACCCGUAACGAGAGCAAUAUCCGAUUACACACAGCUUCGAAGUCACGCAGCAACGGCAACACUACCCCAGCAGCAGAGCCUCUCGUCAACUUCGCCUCUGUCGAGGUCGUUUGAGGAGCUGGCCCUUUUGCCGAACGGUACGGUCAACGAGGCGUACCGACCGCUAGCCAUCUCGCAGUAUCACGUGCACGUGCACCGGUGGCUGGAGGUGUUCCCCCGCGAGCAAUUACUGGUCGUCAACGGUGACCAGCUUAUCGACGAACCGGUUUCGCAGCUGCGACGAAUAGAGGAUUUUUUAGGCAUCGAGCCACGGAUCGGUAGCAAUAACUUUUACUUCAACGAAACGAAGGGCUUCUACUGCCUGCGGAACGAGACGGGCGACAAGUGUCUGCGGGAGACGAAGGGCCGGAAGCACCCGCGCGUCGAUCCGGUUGUGAUAUCGAAGUUGCGUAAGUUCUUCGUGGAACACAAUCAAAAAUUCUACGAGCUCGUCGGCGAGGAUCUCGGCUGGCCGGAAGAGUAGGCCGGCGAUGGUGCCGAGUGUGUGUAUGUGUGUGCUGGCCGAGAGGAUGCACAUCCGCUGCAACAGAGUGGAGGCAGGGGAAAAAAUCCAAUCGGACAAGUGGCUGGGUAUACAGCAAACAACAAACACGCAUACACAACCAAACAUGUGAGACUGAAUCGGAGCGGAAGCGGAACACCAGCGGUGGCGGCAGGUAAGCGAAGGAUGGAUUGGCGAACCGAUCGAGGGGGAAAGUUGCGGCCAAUUUACUUCGAUUUCAACCCAUCGCACGGGAAACGGUGCAACGGGAAUGCAGCUGUUGGCCGGGGAGAGUGUUAUUUGUGUUACUUUUCUGCCGUUCGAAAGGUUCGAUCUGCGGCAAAAGUUUGCAACAAUGCAAUGGUUCGCUGAGAUGGGGGGAGGAAAGGCUCGCAAGCAAAGUGAGCGCAAGUUGUUUUGUUGUUGCGUUAGUGUACGGUGGUUUUUGUUCGGUGCUCAAAACAUUCUGCAAACACACAUUAGAUAGGAAUUAAUUAAAACAUUUGCCUCCGUUGUUGCUUGCAGCUAACGAGUGGAGCAGGGUGGAGCUAAAAUGCAGUCGAUGAGAAGGGAAGGAUGAUGUGUUUUUUUGGUUUUGAUGAACUCUUCAUUUCAAAUACUUUUUGUUCAAUUUAAACACUGUUUCACGGAAUUAAAUGCCUCUGCAACUGUUUUGACCCAGGAACACGUUGGUUCACAGUCAUUGAAAGUUAAAUGUGUCUCUAAGUUCCCUAUUUUUCUCCCCAAAACACCAUAUUUUGACACAAUCUCUCGAAUUUUAUCUCCAAAAGAACAAAUAUUUGCUUAAUUUUUAUAAAUAUUUGUCCUUAUAGGACGAGUUUUGGCCAAUAAAUUGUCCUAAAAUCAGCUCAAAUGCCUAUUUAACUUAUAAAUAAAGUCUAACAUUCAGGCCUUUUCUUUCUCCAGCUAACGAGCUGCAAUUUCAAGCUGUCAGUGGAACAGUAUUCAUCAUGCGGGUUGCAUCCAUGUGACAGUUACGGUCCGCGAUAUUGGAUUUCAGCUAUUUCUUACAAACAAGGGCGCUUUUAAAAAUUGUUUUCUUCUCCUUGUUCCGGUUCGAAAUAAGUUAUAGUACUUUUAUUAAACUUUCAAAUAAUAUAAAACAAUUUUUAACCUUUCUUGAUACAAUAUUUAUUCUUUAGCAAAAAAAAAAUGCAAUCCUCCAUGAGCUAACACUUGAUUCGCGCCAGCGACCAAUAGGCGUUUGAUUACAUAUUUUUCAGGCUGAAAUAAUCUAGGCUGAAAAUCUUACGCUACUUUUUUCCUGUGGUUUUGUAUGGAGUGUUGAUAUGAUUUUAGCAGCCAAGUUUCAAACUCCAUAUAAAACAGCUCGCUGAUAUUUUGAAAUCCCCCGUUGAUCAAUUUUGUUAAUUUACAGACAUAAAAUGGUGCAUUAGAAGCAAAUAAUGAACCUCUUGAAUUGAGUCUUAAAAACCAAAUUCAAUGUAAACUGCGCGAAAUUGAUGAUAAAUAGACAAGUUUAGUAUAAAGACAGGUAUAGAAAAGUAUUUCGACAUGAGAAACGUUUCAAUGCAUCUAAAUGUUCUAAAGAACAAAGAAGCAAUUUCUAAACAGCUCGCUUUGCUUUCGCCUUGUUUACUCUUGCCCAACAUAAUCAAGAAUUCGUAUUUAUUUAACAACUGCCAUCAACCAACCAAUCCCCUUGCCAAAAAAACGACCUAUCUCGUUCUCGCUCCACCACCAAGGAUAAGCGCGUUACUUCCAAAUCAUUUAAUGAUAUCCGAGCAAAAGGAGGAAUCCGUCCGUGUACUGACCAGCUCUGGUACAUAAUCAUACGGUCCCGGUCCCGGUUAAGGUAAGGUCAGUGCUCAGGCGAACCUUACCGUGCUAUAAAUAUUCUUUCCCGAGUCCCUCAUCGCGUCGCCCUAUCGCAAACACCCGUAAACCCGUGCACGUGCACAUGUUGGCAAAUGUGGCAUGUGGAAAUAUUUCAUGAGUCCCCAAUUUUGCUCCGUUUUGGCGGGUCCGAACGUAACGUUCGGACACACUAUCCAUUUCCCAAGACCUGUGGAGAGAUGACGGGUGGGGGCAGUAAACCCAUUCACCCAGCAGCCGGGUGUAAUGUAAUCGCUUUGAAGAGAGAAAGAGCGAGGAUGGAGAAAGUGGAAAGCUCACUUGUUCCACCCCAUUUCCCGGACCCACUGGCCGUUUGGCUAGGACGGGUUGAAAGUUGAAAAUAAUCGGUCGUUUGCGCGGGACAAAUUGAGCUGAAAUGUGUUCGCCUCCGACGGCCAUUGCCUGCUCGGCGAAUGCACUCUCUGCACACAAGCGAUCCCGCUUUCCCAUUCGGUCAUUCAGGAUGCAUCUUCCCCAGCCCUAGGGAUUCACGUCCAACAAACGGGCUGAGUCAUCUUCAGGCGACGCAUGUGAACGGCGACAUGUGCUGCGGGAGUGAAACGUGCGCCGCUGGUGCGGCUGAGAUGUCUGAGGCGUGCCGUUGGCGGUGGUUUCGUCUUUCAACUCGUGAAUCGUUGCGCCCGGGGGUUUGGAAUCGCCCUGCGGGACGAAAGGCAUUCGAACGGAGCCGAAAAUCCGAGCUCAUCGCAAAGUCCAUUCGAUGGUGAAUUUGCCAUUCCUCGCCAUUCCAUAUACACAUUCACGCUUGCAUUUGCCGUCCCGGCACGGAUUUUGCCGUUGCCCGGUUUGCAUGAAAAGUGGAGAAGGAUGGAUUAAGUUUUCGUACCCAAAAUUCAUCGAGGUCGCACGUGUGUGAGCGCAAGUGUACGUGACUUUUGCGAGUGCCCACCGACCCACCCACCCGCAUCGGGUAAGAGCAAUUGCGCCGUGGGAAGCGCGCAGGCGAAGGUGGUAAACAAACGCGCACACCGGCCGCGCUUCUCGUUCGUUCACUUUGUGGAACAGAAGAAAGCUCCUGCCGCACGAGCUGAUGAUGGAAUGUGGUGGUACUGCGGGCGAGGUUGCGGUUGUGGUGAGCUAUUCCCACUAUCAGGCAGUGUGUGGUGUUGGCGAUGCAAGCGACGAACAGGCGGGGUGGGAAAAAAACACACACACACACAAAACGAGUUGUGAAUCGUGAUAAAAACCGGCGGCCAUCGUUAGGAUCACGUAGCGUAUGGUCUAGUUUAUUUGGCGAGCAAACAAAGCAAAACAAAAAAUCCCAUUCUACCGUUUGGGUGUUGCAACAGGGAGGUGGGGGAAUGGGGUAGCAGGGGUUUCAAAUGGGGUGCGAAUUGGGGCAUUGCUGGCAAUCGAAAUCGAAAAACGCACACAUCCCCUUUUUUUUGAGGGACGACUUUUCGAUUUUGGCGCUCAACCGGGGAGCGUAUGUUUUAUGUUUGUGGUGAAGAGAGAGAGAGAGAGAGAGAGAAAGAAAGAGAUUGAUUGGAUUGUGAAAGGGAAAGAAUGUUAAGUAAACAUGGUUUUCAUUCAUUCGGAUGCGUUUAUGUUGAGCUGUGUCAAAGCAAUACAUUUUCACAGAUUGUAUCGCAUAAGUUCAACUUUUCAUCGUGUUACAUAUUUUUGCAAUUAGAAGAUCAAGUAAUACAUGAAAUAAAUAACAAAUUUGACCUUACAACUCAAAUAUUUUAACUUAAAAUGUGUACACUAACCUAACAAAAUAAACGCAAAUAAAAAUAACAAAUAAAAUAAUAUCAAUUAUUGGCCACAUACCGUCCCCUAAAAAGCUUCUAUUCCACUGAACAAAGAACUAUGAGUGACACGUAGCUGUUCCAACUGCUUUUUUACUCUCCCCUUUGUUCCGCUCCAUCUACGGGUGUGUGUGGGUGUGUGUGAGAGUGAAUUAAUCCGCAACCCGUACAGGGCACCAUGCGUCUCCAUCGGCAGGGAGUGCGAAACGCGCACACAAGAUGCUGCUGACUGCGCUACCGCUGACUAAUCCUAUUUGCAUCCUUCCUCUCUCUCUCUAUCUUCCUCUCUGUUGCAGUGUCAUUCUUUCCCAUUUUUCAACCGGAGAUGGCCACCAUCACUGUGUGGCCAUGGUCACCCACAACACCCCAACAAGAGGUUGUUUGGGAUUAAUGAAAAAGAUCCCAGGCGCGCUUCCAUAUGCAGCUGUCACGGCCAAACGACCCAAGCCAAUUCGUUAGCGUUUUGUUGACAAAUUUUGGCAUCCAACAUGCAACAUGCAAGAAGAUUAUUGUUUGUUUUGCUUUGUGCACAGUGGAGGGGUUUUUUUUUUCUUCUUUUUUUUAAAGAGAGUUGCAAUCGCAAAAAAGAGAGAGUUGCGCGUUUGUUGGACGAGCAAUACAUCGAUUGGCCAAAGAGCUACGCAGCAGAUUUUUUUUUUGUAAAAAGCAGAUUGUUUGAAAAGGAUUGUUUUAAAACAGUUGAAUUAUUUGCUUUAGAGUGCAGUUUGCAGAAGGAAAGAUAAUAACCAUGCAUUCAGAGAAAUGGUUCUUUCAUUAAUAUCAAACACAGUUGUACCACGAAAAUGGACCUCCGCUUGAAAUUAGUUGAUGAAACUUCCGGUGAAACACUCCAGGACUUUCCAGCUCGAUGAGCGCGGGGUGAAAAAUUAUCCUACUCCUCGCUGCCAGCGGUCAGAAAUUCCCGGCAACAACACCUUCAGAGCUCGGCCACCGUGAGUGGCCUUAUCGUGUCUUGUUGCCCGGUGUUCCGACACCGACACGUGAACGUGUACGUGCAUAAUGAGCCUCAAUUCCGGGAGCCACUGUUUCAAUGGUUCUUCCACUUCGUGGAACCAAAACCCGCCCGCGUACACGAAUGGAUGGGUAAUGAAAAAUCCAUUACAACUUCUGCACCAAAAGCGUCCGAGUCCGGCGCUGCUUGAAGCUCUUGAAUUUACAUCCGCACACCGCAAAGGUCAUUUCGAUUUCAUGUCCACGGGUAGAAGGCCUUCUUCCAACUACUCAGAACACAUGUGUGUGUGUGUGUGUGUGGGAUGUGGGUAUCGCGUGCAGCUAGCCGAUAAGUUGACCCCGUUCGGUGUCGGCGGAGGAGCACCGCACGGGUUUUGCCCCAUUCCGGGAAGUGAUUGAAAUCGGAACAAAAUUGUUGCAUCACGCCACGCGAUGUCCAGCUGCACACACACACAACUGGACACAACUGGACACAACCGGAAAAAAGUGCGCUUUCUGGUCUAUCUGGCCGAGCCCGAACGACAAAGUACCGAAAGUGUUUCUUUUGCACUCACCAAGUGAUCGAAUACUAUCGUGUAAUGGGCGUUGGAUUGCAUCCACUUUUUUGUCUCUCUCGCCACUUUUCACUUUGAUAAGAACCGGGGGUCUUCCGGGACCCGGGUUCAUUUUUAUCGCCCUUUGCCACUUCGAAGAAAAAUGCUGCGAACAAAACCAAAAAAAAAAAA